AUGGUCCGCUUAAAACAACGCUACCUCCUCCUCGACAUUCUAUAUCCCGAUCCGUCCUCAUGGCCCAAAUCAAUCCCCGACGACGCAAAUCCGGAAGCAAACAACCACCUCCGCAUCCACUCCCCAACAGCAGAUACACUAUCACCCGGCCUCCUGGCAAAGUUAAUUCGCGAACAAGUCUCAGAGAUUUUCGGAGAUUGGGGCGUCGGUAGACUUGGUGGUUCUAAUGCGGGUGGUGUUAGCGUAAAAUAUCUCUCCCCCGCAACAUCAACAGCUAUAAUCCGCUGCCCACGCGCCUCCUACCGCCUCGUCUGGACAGCCAUCACGCACCUCUCGCAUGUCCCUGAAUACACACCUGGCUCUGGCUACGCUGGGAAACGCGCCGGCGCGAUGAACAGACCGUGCGUGUUUCGCGUGAUCAGGGUCUCCGGGACGAUGAGGAAAGCGGAAGAGGAAGCCAUUAGACGGGGCAGGAGGGAGAUUGCGAGGGUUAGAGGGGUUAAGGAGGGGGUUGUGCUGGGUGGUUUGUUUGGGGCUGGUGAUGCUACUGGGGUUGGGGUAGAAGAUGUUGAUAUGGACGAAGACAAUGCGGAUGAUUCGGAUUGA
Aspergillus ruber CBS 135680 is the source of this 606-nucleotide messenger RNA. RefSeq names its product Rpp14/Pop5 family protein. Gene Ontology annotation, molecular function: ribonuclease P RNA binding. The record is from RefSeq and is a predicted model, not a curated record. Gene Ontology annotation, biological process: tRNA 5'-leader removal. Gene Ontology annotation, cellular component: ribonuclease P complex. Bases 1 to 606 code for a protein of 201 amino acids. NCBI's taxonomy places the organism in Eukaryota, Fungi, Ascomycota, Eurotiomycetes, Eurotiales, Aspergillaceae. The transcript has 2 exons.